Ctenopharyngodon idella (grass carp) is the source of this 1988-nucleotide messenger RNA. It is a transcript of the gene cmtm8b, whose product is annotated as CKLF-like MARVEL transmembrane domain containing 8b. The record is from RefSeq and is a predicted model, not a curated record. Bases 310 to 846 code for a protein of 178 amino acids. Gene Ontology annotation, molecular function: structural constituent of myelin sheath. Gene Ontology annotation, cellular component: membrane. Lineage: Eukaryota; Metazoa; Chordata; Actinopteri; Cypriniformes; Xenocyprididae. The transcript has 4 exons. Gene Ontology annotation, biological process: myelination.
UUUUCGCUUCAUUACGAGAGACUGUCUUGUUUUACAUGAGUUAUAGUCUUAUCCCAGAGACCUGAGGUUAGUAAAGAGUUAUUGGCUCGAGAACCGGUCGAAACGAUUCUGUCCGUUUAAUGAACUAAUCAUUGAGAUUGAUUUUUAAACCGGUUCAACAGAUUAAAAGAUCCGACUCAGAAGAACGAUUCUUUCACGAAUGGACUAAACCUUCACCAUAGUAGGAUAUGUUUCCUUUCUUUAAGGAGUAGGGAUUAUUUCGUUGCUCAUUCGGGAAGUUUUUUUUUUUUUUUUUGUAAUUCCGUUAGAAUGGAGGUCGACUCCGAGUCCGGCAUCGACAGCAGCGGUACUGACAGAACCAGUAAAAGCUCGAAUAUAGAGAGUUUAGGCUUGUCACACUCCAAGUUGGCUUAUGAUGGGAACUUUAUUCGUUCUGCGUGUGGCAUGUUUAUGGCUGGAGAAAUCGUGUUUGGGCUUCUGGUGUGGACUUUGAUUGGUGGGACGGAGUACCUCCAUGUUCCUGCACUGGGGUGGGUAAUGUUUGUGUCAGUCUUUUGCUGGGUGCUUACUGUCAUUCUCUUCCUCUUAUACCUGACCAUGGCCCACACCAGGAUUCCCCAGAUCCCAUGGAAAAUUCUGGGAAUAUGUUUUAAUGGCAGCGCCUCUGUAUUGUACCUGACAGCAGCUGUGAUUAGUGCUGUAUCUUUGAAUGUGGCCAUUAGGGGGCGCUACUACUUCAUCAGCUGGGUUGCAUCAACGAUAUUUGCCUCACUGGCUGUGGUGUGUUAUGCAGGAAAUACAGUUGUGAAUUACAAAUCCUGGAGAACAAAAUGUGAAGAUACAUAAGCAGAAACAGAUUUUUUUUUUUUUUUUUUUUUAAUUAUUCCUGAGGUAUUAUUUAUGCGAAUUUAAAGAACCACAUAACAAGACAAUUUUGCUGUGGUUAUAUAUAUAUAGCAUUGUUCUUAUAAGUAAAACUUUAAAUGUUAUGAGGUCUGGCUAUUAUGACACUAAAUUACUCCAAUGAGUUAGUUCUUUUUAGUGAAUUAGUCACAGCUAAUCAGUGUAAUAGUUACUGAUUGGUUAUUCAUAUGACAGUGUGUAGUUAAAGAUGUCUUUUUUUCUGUUUGUUUAGCAUUGCUGUUUAAUAUUAAGGCCAAUUAUUGGAUUGCAUUUAUGUUGCUUCUAAAAAGACUGAAGUAAAGUCCCUUUAAGACAAGUCAUUUCAUUUCACUCGGCAGCAGCUCCUAUCUCUCUGAAUGGGGAAACAUCAAAUUCUGCAAAGCUGUUUGCCAAGCUUUUGAUUAAAUUUCGCCUGACUGUUUCUGUUCGGUUGUUGAGUCUGACGUCACGCGGCAGCGCUUCCGGGUCCAAGCGGUCUAUCUCCUACCACAAGAAAACAACAAACGGUGCUAAUAUACACACACAAUGUGGUGUAAUACUACCAAAAAAAUUGUAAUCAUCAUAACCUUUAUCUCCAUACCAAAGUCCCAGAUGGCCAGACAGUGAUUCAUCUUUUAUAAAUUGUUAAAAUAUUAAUGUUUGUGACGCUGUGAGCACGGAGACUGUUGUGUAGACUGUAAGUAUUUUAAAUGUUUAACUUUUUAAAAUGUUAAAUGUUUAAUAUGAAUAAAUAGCGUCCAUAAACGGCCAUCAAGAUGGCAUUUUCAAGUGAAACGAGUCGAGGCUUGGACCCAGAAACGGCGUUGCUUACGUCACGACUUAACAAGUUGAUAGGAAUCGGAGCUUCUAAUGGCCGCUGCAGUGACACGAUGACUUUACUAAUCAGCGAUUGGCUCUUAUUUAGAAGGCGGGCCUUAUUCCACCAUAUUGCACGUUGCAAUUUCUCCCAUUCAAAACAAUAUGAGUGAUGAGUCUUGUGUUAUUCUAUAGUCUUUGACUGAAGUCACUAAAAAGACACCUUUUGCAAGAACUGCUUUGGCAAUGGAAUUGUUAAAAAAUAAAUAUAUUUAUUUAAUAUUCCUCCA